AUGUCCCGAUCGAUAUUAUCUAAAUUAUUAGUACUUGGAGCUAUACUCUCAGUAGCGUACGCUAGGGAUUUAGAUUGUCCAGAAGAUCCAUAUGCUGAUCCUCAACAUGAUACAUGUAAUCCACUUCGAUACAUACCUAACAAAGCAAUAAAUAUAGCUGCUGCAGUAUUAUAUUUCGUUGUAGCUGCUAUAUUGACUUUCCAUUCAUUCAAGCCUGGACAAAGAGCCAACUGGUUCAUGUGUUUGGUAAUCGGAUCAUGGUGUGAAGGUAUUGGAUUAGUAUUGAGAGUGGCUUUCAGAUCGAAUCCUCAUGGAACGGGUUUAUACAUUGUCCAAUAUCUAUUCGUCGUUUUAUCACCUUGUGCUUUUUUAGCUGGAGAUUAUAUCCUCCUAGGUAGAUUAGUAUCUUUCUUAGGUAAAAAUGUACAUCUGAGACCAUUAAAAGCCAAAUGGGUUUCAUGGGCAUUCAUCAGUUCUGAUAUCGCUACUUUCCUCAUCCAAGCUGCAGGAGGUGGAUUAUCGAUUUCGAAGCAAAUCAAAACUGCCGAAGCGGGAGGUAAUAUCUUCUUAGCUGGUAUCGCCGCUCAAAUGGCAAGUUUCUUGUUAUUCACUGUCAUGUGGAUCAUCUUCGGUCUCAGAGCCUGGAAAAACGAUAAAGAGUUAUGGAAUCAACCAGGUUGGAAACCAUUGUACUGGGCGAUGGGUUUCACUUGUAUUUGCUUUAUCAUUAGAAGUAUUUUCAGAACUGUUGAAUUGAGUCAAGGAUACAUCGGGUACUUGGCAACACAUGAAAGGUUCUACUUGGGAUUCGAUACAUUACCUCUAUUAUUAGGUGUGGCUACUUAUUGUAUAUUCUGGCCAGGAAAAUACCUUCAGUUCGCUCCUACCAUCAAGAAAAAGAAGAGAAAUCAAGUUGAAUCUGCUGAAAACGGUUUGCCGAUGGAUGAACAACCUCACAAUGAUGGACUAACAGGACAAGAACCAAUCCAUAAUGGAUCAAUCGUAAAUAGAAUCAAUGGAGAGAAGGUAUAG
Kwoniella shivajii is the source of this 1032-nucleotide messenger RNA. RefSeq lists its product as uncharacterized. Gene Ontology annotation, cellular component: membrane. The transcript is spliced from 7 exons. NCBI's taxonomy places the organism in Eukaryota, Fungi, Basidiomycota, Tremellomycetes, Tremellales, Cryptococcaceae. Bases 1 to 1032 code for a protein of 343 amino acids. The record is from RefSeq and is a predicted model, not a curated record.